AUGGAUUACAAAAAUCAGCAGCAAGGUAGCUACUACCAGAAUCAAGGGCCUGCUCCCCCUCCUCCUCAAAAUGCCUACUACAAUCAGCAACAUCAACAGCCUUAUUACCCUCCUCCACAAAAUCAAGGAUACUACCAAUCACAACAACCAAUGUAUUACAGCCAGCAACCACCCGUACAGCAACCGCAAGCAUCUAGAGGCUGCUUGGGCACCUGUAUGACAUGUAUCUCAGGUCUCCUUUGCUGCUGCUUGGCACAAGAGUGCUGCUCCAUGCUUAUUUAA
Mucor velutinosus is the source of this 282-nucleotide messenger RNA. RefSeq lists its product as uncharacterized. The transcript is spliced from 3 exons. The coding region runs from base 1 to 282 and encodes 93 amino acids. The record is from RefSeq and is a predicted model, not a curated record. NCBI's taxonomy places the organism in Eukaryota, Fungi, Mucoromycota, Mucoromycetes, Mucorales, Mucoraceae.